This is a messenger RNA of Dendrobium catenatum, 651 nucleotides long. RefSeq lists its product as uncharacterized. The record is from RefSeq and is a predicted model, not a curated record. The coding region runs from base 1 to 651 and encodes 216 amino acids. NCBI's taxonomy places the organism in Eukaryota, Viridiplantae, Streptophyta, Magnoliopsida, Asparagales, Orchidaceae. The transcript has a single exon.
AUGAAGAAUCUAGGACCGGCAAGUCAUUUCCUAGGAAUCAAGAUUGAGACAUCCAAAGAUAAGUAUCUUAUAUCACAAAGCUCUUAUGCUCAAUCUAUCUUACAAAUAGCUGAUCUAACACUCUGUAAUCCGGUUGCUAAUCCAUCUUGUACAAAAAUCUCUCCCCAGCUCUCGGACGACAUACCAUGCUUCGAUCAAACGACGUACCGGCAGCUGAUCGGUUCCCUACAAUACUUAACUCUUACACGGCCGGACAUAGCAUUCACGGUCAAUUCCCUUUCUCAACACAUGCACGAGCCGGAAGCAACUCAUACUCAUCUCUUAAAAUGCCUCCUAAGGUAUAUCAAAGGGACAAUUUAUCUUGGUAUACCCAUAACAAGAUCAAACUUACUCCUUUGCACGUACUUUGAUGCGGACUGGGCGGCAGACCCGAUCACAAGAAAGUCCAUCUCCGGCCAUUGCACGUUCCUUGGCGAUACCAUAGUUUCUUGGACUGUCAAGAAACCAUCCACGGUGUCGAGGUCUUCAACGGAGUCGGAAUACCGAGCUCUAGCCGCAGCCACCGCGGACACACUAUGGAUUAAACGGCUUCUCUCCGAUUUCCACAUCCCGCACACCACACUGGUGGACAUCUUCUGCGACAAUACUUAG